UCCCGCUCUCCCGCGGCUCGCGUGGCCGCGCCUUUGUGUGCGGCGGCCGCGGCUCCCGGGCUCCUCGGGCUCGGGUCUGUGCGCCCCUCCAGCCCGGAGUCCCGCGCGCCGCCCCCGGGCCAGCCCGGCGGGGCGCUCCCGACGGUGGAUCUAGCGGCAUCGAGGAGGCGGGCACCGGCCCCGGCCAGCCCCAUCCCCGGCCCCCGGCCCCGGGCCCGGCCCCGGCAUGGAUGUGAGGUUCUACCCCGCGGCGGCCGGGGACCCCGCCGGCCUGGACUUCGCGCAGUGCCUGGGGUACUACGGCUACAGCAAGUUUGGAAAUAACAAUAACUACAUGAACAUGGCCGAGGCAAACAACGCUUUCUUUGCCGCCAGUGAGCAGACAUUCCAUACGCCAAGCCUUGGGGACGAGGAGUUUGAAAUUCCCCCAAUCACGCCUCCGCCAGAGUCAGACCCCGCCCUGGGCAUGCCUGAUGUUCUUCUACCCUUUCAAGGCCUCAGUGAUCCAUUGCCUUCCCAGGGAAGUGAAUUCACGCCCCAGUUUCCCCCUCAAAGUCUGGAUCUUCCUUCCAUUACAAUCUCAAGAAAUCUCGUGGAACAAGAUGGCGUGCUUCAUAGCAGUGGUUUGCAUAUGGAUCAGAGCCACACGCAAGUUUCCCAGUACCGCCAGGAUCCCUCCUUGAUCAUGAGGUCCAUCGUCCACAUGACUGAUGCUGCUCGCUCUGGGAUAAUGCCUCCCGCCCAGCUCACGACCAUCAACCAGUCUCAGCUCAGCGCCCAGUUGGGGUUGAACUUGGGAGGUGCCAGCAUGCCCCACACCUCACCUUCCCCUCCAGCGAGCAAAUCAGCCACUCCCUCUCCUUCCAGCUCCAUCAAUGAAGAGGAUGCAGAUGAAUCCAACAGAGCCAUUGGAGAGAAAAGAGCUGCUCCAGAUUCUGGCAAGAAGCCCAAGACUCCAAAGAAAAAGAAAAAGAAAGAUCCCAAUGAGCCACAGAAGCCAGUGUCAGCAUAUGCCCUGUUUUUCAGAGACACACAGGCUGCAAUUAAAGGUCAAAACCCUAAUGCAACCUUUGGAGAGGUCUCAAAAAUUGUAGCAUCGAUGUGGGACAGCCUUGGAGAAGAACAAAAGCAGGUAUACAAGAGGAAAACGGAAGCUGCCAAAAAAGAAUACCUGAAGGCCCUGGCUGCUUACAGGGCCAGCCUCGUUUCUAAGGCUGCCGCCGAAUCAGCAGAAGCCCAAACCAUCCGUUCUGUUCAGCAGACCCUAGCGUCCACCAAUCUGACAUCUUCCCUCCUUCUCAAUCCCCCACUGUCUCAACAUGGAACAGUAUCCGCAUCCCCUCAGACUCUGCAACAAUCACUCCCUCGGUCAAUCGCGCCCAAACCCUUAACCAUGAGACUCCCCAUGAACCAGAUCGUCACGUCGGUCACCAUCGCAGCCAACAUGCCGUCGAACAUUGGGGCUCCCCUGAUGAGCUCCCUGGGCACGACCAUGGUCGGUUCAGCCUCUUCCACCCAAGUGAGUCCUUCCGUGCAGACGCAGCAGCAUCAAAUGCAGUUGCAGCAGCAGCAGCAGCAGCAGCAGCAACAACAGCAGCAGCAGCUCCAGCAGCAGCAGAUGCAGCAGCAGCAGCUCCAGCAGCACCAAAUGCAUCAGCAGAUCCAGCAGCAGAUGCAGCAGCAGCAUUUUCAGCACCACAUGCAGCAGCACCUGCAGCAGCAGCAGCACCUGCAGCAGCAGCUCAACCAACAGCAGCUGCAGCAGCAGCUGCAGCAGCAUCUCCAGCUGCAGCAGCUGCAGCACAUGCAGCAUCAGUCUCAGCCUUCGCCUCGGCAGCACUCCCCUGUCACCUCUCAGAUUACGUCCCCUCUCCCCGCGAUCGGGAGCCCCCAGCCAGCCUCGCAGCAGCACCAGUCGCAGAUACAGUCUCAGACACAGACUCAAGUAUUAUCGCAGGUCAGUAUUUUCUGAAGACGCACAUGGCAGAUGGAGCGGCAUGUCAGGAGGAGAGUGGCAGAGAAGGGGUAAACCUUUUGUGGCUGAACCGUGUACGUUGUGUUGGUUAUGCAGAAAUGUGUAACAGAUCACGUGGUCCUCGCAAGUGUCUAUUAGAUAGGCAAUAAGAACUACAGUGUAGCUGAGAUUCAUCUUUUAGCUGACUAUAAAUCACUUUGUUUUAAAACAAGAAAGCUGUGCUCUUGUAUGUGAUGCCUUUUUUAUUUAUUCAGGCUAUACCUACGAUAUGUGAAUCAAAUCAUGUAAUGAAUCCUGGGACAUACUGAUGACUAUAAACUGGCCUCUCUGAAUCAUAGAAAAUGGCUUUAUUUCUUCAGAAGUGAAUAAACCACACUUCAAGGCUCUUUGAACUUCCGAAGCCCUAAAAAUAAAAAGCACAGUUGUAACUACCUGAAAUAAUGAAGAUCCGGUUUCAUACAAACAUUUGUAUGACGUGAAUAGUUGAUGGCAUUUUUUGUCAUAAAAAAAUAAUGUAAAUCACAGACUUUUGCCAAAGCUCUUAUUUUUUUUCCUAAAUCUCUCCAGAAAAAAAAAUGCAAGUGAUUAGAUUCAAUUAUUGACUCAUUUCCACUUUUUACCCAUGACUUCUCCAAAUCGAACCACAGUCUAUGUUGUAACAAUAUAUAUGACCACUGUUAGCCCAUUAUAUUCAUUCCAAUUAGAAGAAAAGAAUGUGAAUAUUAUAUUCUGUGUUUUGAGUGACAAGUUUCGAAAAAUAAAAACACUGUAUUUUUCAAAGGGAAAUGCACUUAAAUGAAAACAGUUAUUACGAAAGUUAAGAUUUAAAAAAAAAAGCAAGAGUUUUUAUUAUGAUGUAAUACUCGUAGAAUAUUUAAAAGGCGCACCACAUCUGAAUAAUCAAUGUAAAUAUUUUCUUUCCAAGUUGUAAGUUUUCAUAUCAUGUGUUGUAAAGUUUUCAUAAACGAGGCUUUAACGUAAACACUGGUGACAUAAACCAUUCAUUGCUACGUUGCUUAUUGUGUUUUUAUGCUGUUUUAUACUUUUUUAUGAGUUAUGAUAGCAGCAAUUAAGUUGUUUGUAUUUUGCUUAACUAAAACAAAAAAUGCUUUUAUCUUGCUAUAGAAUAAACACAUUUCAGUAAAAUCUGUGGACUGUAUUUUGAUGCAACAACAAGGAAACUGUUCACUUUUCAAAUAAAAUGAUAUGUCAAAUUUCA
Messenger RNA from Sorex araneus (European shrew), 3194 nucleotides. RefSeq names its product TOX high mobility group box family member 3 (gene TOX3). Gene Ontology annotation, biological process: regulation of transcription by RNA polymerase II. The record is from RefSeq and is a predicted model, not a curated record. The transcript has 7 exons. Gene Ontology annotation, molecular function: chromatin DNA binding. NCBI's taxonomy places the organism in Eukaryota, Metazoa, Chordata, Mammalia, Eulipotyphla, Soricidae. The coding region runs from base 227 to 1972 and encodes 581 amino acids. Gene Ontology annotation, cellular component: nucleus.